Varroa destructor (honeybee mite) is the source of this 6514-nucleotide messenger RNA. RefSeq lists its product as uncharacterized. Gene Ontology annotation, biological process: negative regulation of translation. Lineage: Eukaryota; Metazoa; Arthropoda; Arachnida; Mesostigmata; Varroidae. The record is from RefSeq and is a predicted model, not a curated record. Gene Ontology annotation, molecular function: mRNA binding. Gene Ontology annotation, cellular component: cytoplasm; nucleus.
UUUUUCGUAUUUCCAAAGAUUGUUUAAUCUAUUCGUCGUCUAUGAGUAAGCUCAUAUAUGGAUCGUUAGCCCGCCUCGUCUUACUGUCAGUGCUGCCAGCUGAAUUAGCUUCUGCACCAUCACUAGCAUCUACCGACGGACCCGUUGCUAGAUCAGCGCACGGGUCUUUGUGUGCCUGCCUGAUUGUUGUCCGUCGCGUGCUGCGGAGCGAGUCCUAACCGUCAGUCAACCCUAAGCAGCAGGAGCAGCGUUGUGCUCUCCACAACACAACAACAAACGUCAUCAGCAAUAUCGAUAGUGCACCUAUUGUACAUCACUUGAACGAUACAGAUAUUUGAAGUUCGGCGUCUCAUUCAAGUGUUGUUGCGUUUUGUGUGCUGCUGACUGGUGAAAUCGACGAGAAGCAACUUAUCAUCGUCAUCAUCAUAAUUGUCACCGCCGACGUUGUCGUUCUGUCCGCCAAGCAAAUCAACAUUGUCUUGAAUUAGUUCUCUAUCCUGUUUUGAAGAAGUUGACAAAACACUAGGCUCUGUGGCGAGACAGGCCAUGUCGGACAAGUGUGAGACGCAAGGUAGAGAUGGCCGUCGUUCAGGAUCAAGCAGUGCGAGGUCCACUCGUGCCAACUCGGUUGCUAGCGAGGAUAAUAGCGCUGCCGAUCAACGUAAUGGUACAAUUGGCUCAUUGGUUACUUCGAAGAAGUCUUCCUCCGUUGUAUCUUCAACUACGGGCGGCAGGGAGUGCGGUACUGAGUCGAGUGGAGAAUUACGAGAUCGGCUACGCUAUUCGUACGAAUUUCUGAAGAAGUUACAGAAGAGCAAAUUGUCAAGAAAAACACCCGACUGUAUGUCGAAACUCCGUCAGGAAAACCUCCUACGCGAAAUGUGGAGAAAUGAUAAGGAUGAAAAGAAAGAUGGCGCUAAUCGGGAAGUUCAACUUGACCUCGGUAUGACUCGGAGAAGCUUUGUGGCCGGAUGCCAGGUCGCCACUUUACAGCAAUCAGAAGGCGUUCCAAAGACCACAUCGAAGCUCCUCAGUCUCCAGGCGGGUGAAAAGGAUUCCGCGCAGGGUUCAAGCCAGAGCAACGGUAGCUCAAAUACAAAUAGCAUUAGCAAGGAUUCGAAUGGCGGUACAACCGCAGCUAGCGGCCGGCGCAUCGGAAGUGGACGACUUGACCGAGCGUUUAAAGAUACACGGAGUGAUCGCGAUCGGGAUUACGGUUAUGGAACAAACGACCGUGACAGGGACCGAGACCGUGAUCAGGGCCGACGUCGUGGAACGUUUGAUUUCCGUAAGGACUCGAAAGGAAGUGACAUGAGAAGUCGCCGGUACGACCUUGCGCCACGCGAAGACGAGCCCGAAUGGUUCACCGAAGGCCCAACUUCGCAAACGGACACCAUUGAGCUCGGCGGCUUUGAAGAUGCUCGCACCGGAUCGUCUAGAGAUGGUGCUUCGAACAACAAUCCAUCUGACUGUGGUGAACCACAGGGAAGUGGCCGUGAAAAGAAGCAGAUGAAUGCCCACAAUAGGAGUCAAAUGACACCCUCACCAGAUCCGGAGCGGCAUAAGAAGUCAUGGUCCGAGAAGGAAUUACUUCGAGAGCUUGCUUCGACUGGCUCCAACAGUGGGCCGAAACGCGAGACACCGUCCCCGUCUCAAGAUGAUGAUAAUGACAAACCGUUGCAUUCAGAAGCAUUCGAAGCCAGCCAGGAGCGUCAGGGUGCGUCAAUUUCCUUUGAGAACUUCUUCUUGAAUUCGGGCGAGCAGACACAUGCCGAACUGCCUGAUGAACAGCGACCAUCAUCAGCUAUGCUUGGGUCUCGCUUUAUGUCCAAGGUGUUUUCGAAGGCUCCGAUGCCGUCUCCUGAACGCGGAGAGUCGCCUCGUAAUCCUUCUCCAGAUCAUAAUCAGCAUGAGCAAUCUGAACAGUCUCGCCCAGUCAUGGAAAUGCUUCGAGCUGCCACUAUACAAGAGGUGCCACCUCCCGGAGGAGUUGAUCCAUCGCCAGGUGGGCCACCAGCAUUCCUGCGCGAACUCAUGCAGAUGCCGCUUCAUUUGCAAGGCGGCGGGGGAGACAUAAGCCAAGCACCUCCUCAUAUGAAUAUGAUGAGCAAUCAGCAGCAUCACCAGAAUAACAACGUUGGUGGCAUAAUGAGUAUGGGUGCAAGUCAUGGGCCCCCUGGACCUCUCGAAGCACUUCUUGCUGGUCCACCUGGCCAGCAUCAUCACCAUCACCAUCAUCAUAAUCACAAUCAUCAUGGCGUACCUCUUCAUCCCGGUCAACCGCACAUGCAUUCUCCUCAUGGUAUGCCGCCAAUACCUGGUCCCCCUAUGGAACAUAUAAAUAGCAAUGACGACCAUAUUCCCAAUAAUAAAUCCAAUUGUGAUAAUGGGCCAGCUAUAACUAGCGGCAGGGAGCUACUUGAUUUGCUUCUACUGGGCGCGUCUGCUAAGGGGGCACCAUCGCCUCCACCCCCGCCUCCACAACAUGCCAAAACUGUCGAACAGUUGGAAGCCGAGUUCAAAAUGCAGGCGUCAAGACCCAUGAUGCACCCUUCAGUUCAUCAUCACCAGCACCAGCAGCAGCAGCAACAACAGCAGCACCAGCAGCAAGGUCACCUUAACCAUGGACCACGUGGCGGGCCAACCAUGUCAAUGCAUGGUGGUAUUCCCCAUCAUCCGCCACCGAUUGACAGGCCCCUCAACGGGCUUAUGCCUUUAGGCGAAGUAGGACACCAUAAUCCUAUGUCCAUGGGAGCAAUGGGACACCAUUUCCCGCCGGGUCCGCCUCACAUGCGCCUGCAUCACCCCCCGCAACAGCAAAACCAUGGGCUGAAUGCAGGCCAAGAUAUUUUACGACUGUUAACUGAAGGCGCAAAUCGGGGAGAUGUUGGUCACGGACGUGGCAUUGACACGGCUCUUGUCAAACCCGCCUUCAAGCAGGAUCUGAAAAAUGUCCCUACACAGGUACUUCUUCGCGAGAAGGACCUGGUUAUUCAGCGUGAGUCGAAUGGCAGUGCUCAUUGUGGGCCGCGUCCAAUCGUCAAGAGUAAUAAGAGUAACACUCCUCCGGGACCACCACCUCCGGCGAUGCCGACCCCCCAACCUCACGAAAACGGUGCCGAAUUUCUUUCUAAAUUCCUUCAGCAGCACCAGCAGCAGCAACAACAACAGCAGCAGCAACAACCAUCUCAGCAGCAUCAACAGCCAUCACAAGCGCGGCAAGCGCCAUGCAGGCCUCCUCAUGGCGGUGGCCCCUACCUCGGCGGAAAUACCAGCAACGGCCCCACCCAGCAUGCGCAGAACAACAGUAACAGCACUCAUCAAGGCAACGGCGGGAAUCCUAAAAUGAUCCGUGGAGGCAAUCCGCCUCCAAUACAAUCAACGCAUCAGUCACAGCCGUCGACUGUGCUCGAAGAGUUGUUUGCCUCGGCUGGUCAGGGUGGCCAACAAGAUAGACGCUUAAUUCUGGGUCCUUCAAAUGGUCCCCGCCCACUGACUGGGAUGCACGGGCAGCGUUACGGCGAGAUCACUCAUUAUGUCCCUCCACAGCAUAUGCAGGUUCCACAGCCGAUGAAGUCGCAGAGUAACAGUAAUAGCGUACAGUCGCAUAACCCAUCGCCCUUUGCCAAGUGGUUCGGUGAAGGUCUACCGGCGGGAGAGAACCCAGCACUCCCGCGAAACGUCGUUCGCGUCGAAGAUCUCGAACGUCAACAGCAACGCUUCCACUAAAAGUUGUCUGCUAUCUGUGCAUGUAAACUGACUAUGCUUCUUCGUUCUACAGAAUUGAGCGUAACUGAACACAAGCAAGAGAUAGGGCGCAUAAACUUCAGUUUUCGAAGAAGAAUAUUGUUGAAGAAUGUUUCAUCCAUCAUUGCCUCGAAAGUCUGUGGCACCUACUGUUACGUUCAUCGAUUAUAUUUGCGGGAACCGAUCAGUUUAAACGGUUUGACGUCUCAAAAGGGCGUCAUAAUUCAGCGUCUGCAGAAGUAAUUUUUCCAUUGGAGAACUCCCUUGAUAGAGAAUAAUUUUGUUUAACCGGGUGGCAAAACGAAUACAGACGAAUAGUGCAGUAUUAUGGUUAUGGCGAAUCCUUUUUACGAAAGCAAAGAAGCUGUGCCUUGCCUUCAGCUUGUGAAUACGUACGACGACCAUUAUCAAGAAGUAUACGCGGAUUGGGACUAACGCAACUACCAUAAUGGUGAUAAACAAACAUGAUGGACGCAGAAAUGGGAAAUAAUAGUGAUGACCUUGUAAUCGAGGAGCGAAAUUAUUCAUGACUGGGAUGUGGGCGAAGUGACUCGUUUAAGAUGUGACAAACAGUAAUAGAAGGCUAAAAUAGCACAUAUUAUAAAAAGGGAAUUUUUCUGCGAGCAAAGAGAGCGCAAGAGACACCUAUCGGGAAACAAACAAUAAACGUCAUAAUAACCAAACGACAAGCAACCAAACAAGCAGCGAAAGAAACCAUAAAGACGAAGGAAGAAGCAAAGUAAAUUCGAGAUGAUGCAAACAAGUACAGUAUAGAUAAGGGUCCAAACAACAGAACAAAGUUCCUCUGUAAAUAGGUCACUGAUGAAGAGGUUUAGCGACCACCAAUUAGAAUCAACAACGGCACCAACGAAUACAAUAACAGAAACAUACUAUGGAUAAGUCAUGCAAAAACUUAUUCUGAAAUAGUAACAGACUGAUUUUGUGACAGGCAAAGUGCAGUACUUGAACUGCCGCAUAAAGUAACGAUACGGUGGAUGGUGAUUUUUUGUUUCUAUCGAGGCAAAUGUCUGGGGACACCGCGAUACAUUUUGGUGAUACCGUAUGGUUAUAGGGUUAUAAAUGCAUUAAAUGGCCAGCGCCUUUGUUUACCGUUCCUUUUUUUUGGUGAAAUGUUGAAUGAACUUGGCAAUGGAAGUUCGUGAUCGGGCGAGAUUGGACUCGCGCUGCUUGAGGGUUGCAGUGUAGGGCCUUAAAGGUCACUUGAGGGUUGUGACCAACAGGUCCUUCAGUCUUAAAGGUUGACUGAGAGUUUAGAGUUCACCCGCCUGUGUCGGUUCCAUUUGCAUGUGGGUACUUGAGCCUCAAGGGUUGGCUCAGUUCUUUUUGACAGCUGAGAGCAUUCAUCAUUAGCUAGGACGAGGUGGAUUGCCGUGCUUUUUGCUUAUAACCCAUUUAUAUCAGACAUACAUACAUUAACAGGCAAGCUGUAUAAGCUGUUCGACGAUAGACGCACGUCCUUUAAGAAUCUUCAGCCUUGAGGGUUGACUGAAGAUGUUUACACGGCUUCAAAUCACAGAUCUCGAACUCAGAACGUUUCUGAUUAAUGUGCGUCUUGUCUGCUCACAGCAAGGCUGCUGACUGUAUGUAUCUUAAUGCGGUACAUUCGACCUUUUCUCUAGUGACCCUGUAAGCAACCUCAGUCUCAAGGGCUGCCUGGGGAUUGGCUUCAGAGUACUGGACGGUUCGUCUCCCAAGGCAUGUCAUCUGCCUCCGCCACUGGCAAAAACAACACUAAGAAAAACGUGUCCAUCCAAGUGCACCCUUUAUCAUCAUUCUACCGCAUCGGAGAUUCGUUUAUGCGAUUUCCUAUAUACUGCAGGAACAAGCCGAUGCGCUGUUGGAAGGGCGAGCUCAAAAGUGAUGCCAGUUCGAAUUGGGCUGAUGGCGAAAUACUUUUAGCCUCAUUCAUUUCCAAAGUAAAAAUGAAAAUGUAGUGGUGGAAAACAUUGUACAGCUGGGUUUCUAAAUAUCUGCAGCAACUCUUCUUGCAUGCAUUACAUUACGCGUGCAAAGCUCGAAAACUGAAUGACAGUUUGAGGACAAAGAAAAACGUCAUCUUUAAGAGGAACAGUUUGGAUUCUGCUAGGGGUUCUGAAUCUAUAAACAUGAAUUACGAAACACGGUUAAAAUUGCAUUGUUGCAGAUGAGAAGCGCAACAAAUACGGUUACGUUUGCGUCAGUGCAGAAAACAUUAAACAAAGAAUCAUAUUUUAAUUUAGCGACAUAAUCCCAUUUAGGGAUAUUUAAUACAUACACCGGGAACAUCUGAAUUGAACUAGCGAACCGCAAAACAACGAAACGCAUAGAACUGCCUGAGGAAGAAACUCGUUCUGUAACAUUUUAGUUGUGAUAGUCGCAGCGAUUUUGGGCAGAAAGUAAACAUAUACACACAUAAUACACAUGCACACGCACACACACUCAAACACUGAAGAAAAAGAAGAUGGUGGAACUCGUAUGAUGACAUAGAAUUUGGAGAAACACAAACAAAACUUGACCUGUAGCACAGUAAACUAACCAACAACUAAUGCUACCGCUCAUUGUCGGCCAUCUGUCUUUUCUGUCAUCGAAAAAAAUCCUUUAAAAAGGAAAUUAACGAAAAGAGACACCCUCUUUAUUAAUGGGACAUCACUCUUAUUUUUUUUGUCUGAUUAAAACUCGCAAGUGUGAAUUACGAGGUUCAUUAUUACGAUUCUGAACACGAACGUUCACCUGCUAAAUGGAAUAAACAUUCAAUAAAUAAAUGUAA